CGGCUCUCCAGUGUCUCGUCCCACAUCAGGCCAAACAGUCCAUCAGCUACCAUGAAUCGCUACAUCUUUGCCCUCGCCGCCCUCCUGGCCGUCGCCGCCGCCGACCACCACCAGAAGAAGUGCCCCUGGGUCACUGGCAAGUACCCCUUCGACGAGUCUAAGUUCGCCGGUGACUGGAACGUUAUUGCCUACGUGCCCAACCCCAACUUCGGUGAGAAGAAGUGCACCAAGUUGAGCGUGGCCGCCUUCAAGGGCGAAGCUGGCACCACCCUGAACUACAAGUUCAACUACUUCCAGGACGGCAAGGCCAAGAUUGGUGAGAUGAUCAGCUACCUGAAGGGCGACAAGGGAGCCAUGUCCUAUUCCACCUACAAGAAGGAGGAGACCAGCAAGUUCUCUCCCGUCUUCAAGCAGGCCAUCGUCGCCACCGACUAUGACAGCUACGCCGUCUGCGUCACCUGCAGGCCCACCUUCAAUGAGGAGACCAAGGAGUUCAGCCGCGACCUGUACGCCGUCAUCCUCGCCCGUUCCGCCACCCUGCCCGAGGAUAAGCUGAAGACCCUGAAGAGCAUCCUCACCAGCUACGACAUUGAAUACGACAGCAUCAAGCUGAUGGACCACACCAACUGCUAAAAAUUUAAACCUAUGACGACCUCUGCUGUGCCACACGGACUGAUGAAGCAUUUAAUCCUAGAUUUUGUAGCUUUUCAUGCAACUGAAACAUCUUUUGACAAACGCAAUUUUGAAAACGAAGCAAACUGACCUGAAUGUGAGAAUUUUUAUAAUAAAAAUGAAGAAAACCCCAAAAAA
Neocloeon triangulifer is the source of this 810-nucleotide messenger RNA. RefSeq lists its product as uncharacterized. NCBI's taxonomy places the organism in Eukaryota, Metazoa, Arthropoda, Insecta, Ephemeroptera, Baetidae. The record is from RefSeq and is a predicted model, not a curated record. The transcript has 3 exons. The coding region runs from base 52 to 633 and encodes 193 amino acids.